CUCCCCUCCGUUUCACUCCGUGCUGUGUGCCGGGCGGCUGUAUGGGAUCUACUCAUGGCCAUAACUACCACUGAGGACACCGAGGACAAGAACAGAUGAACUCCCAAGGAGGCCGAGAUGACUAAAACGCUGGACAGGAGUAUCCUUACGUCCUGAAGAUGAGGAGAACUCAGUGGCGGUCUGAGGAAUGGGGAAUUCCUUUGUUGAGUUUUUAAAAAGGAAUUUCCCACAUGUUUACAUCUGGAGUCCUGCUGUCUAAACAAUUAGCUUGAGAACAGUCUGAGGAAGCGACAAAGUCUUCUGACACACUCCCGCACAUGGUGAAUGAGGAGGGCGGAGUUAGAGAAAGGCCCACGCACUUAUUCUGGGAACAAACCGAAAGUAAACUUCAGAGAGUGUCCCUCAAACAGUGGAGCCCCCAUAUAAGCUGAGUGAGGUAGCCUGUUAGGAACAUUAAUCCUCUGAGAUGAAGUCUACACUCAGGACUUUUCUUCUGCCUCUUCUGGCUGUGGCUGCUGUUCUUCCCCUGCAUGAAGGAUCUACACAGCAAGAUCCCAAAAGACCUCCUGUUAGAGUACCAGUGGGGGAAACGGCCAUCCUGCCUUUAAACCUCAACACCACGCUGGACAUAAAUGAUGUAAAAGUAGAAUGGUGCCAUGAUGGGGAGUAUGUGCAUGUGUUUGAGAAUGAUAAGUCCUAUCUUGAAUAUCAGAACAAAGCUUUUACAAACAGAGCAUUCCUCUUUGAGGAUCAAAUCAGUGAAGGAAACGUUUCACUGAAACUCAUCAACGUGACUGAGCAGGAUGCUGGAAACUACACCUGCACUGUUUUAGGUGAAAACAUGCCAAAAAAUGGAAAGAAGUUUGAAUUUAAACUCUAUACAGUAGAUGGCAGGCUCAAACUAAAUCUAUUGGAGGGCCCUAAACCUGAUCCGACACCUACGCCUGAACCUAACCAAGACAGGACUAGGAUAAUUUUCAGUGUUGUUGCUGGUGUUGCUGUGUUGGGCGUCAUCGCUGUAUUUUAUAAACGUAGAGGAAACAGAAACAACCAAAACAACCCAGGGGAGAUGCAAGCCCUGAAUGACCACAACUAAGACAAUCUGGACAACCCAGAUGACCAAAUCAACCCAGAUGACCAAGACAACUGAGAAAUCCCCAACAACCGAGAUGUCCAAGACAACUAAAUCAGCCAAGACAAUAGAGACAACCAAGACAACCCAGACAACAAAAAAUGCAGGAUCUGAGCACGAUAAGAAGCAAAUAAACAAGGACAAGAAAGCCCACAAAGGUUCAAAUUUUCUCAAAGACAUGACAGAGAAAUUGACCUGUCCUCAAAACCUCCUUAUGAGGACUCUGGAGUACAAACACAUCUCACCCAUACUUCAUAAUCUUCACUGGCUUCCUAAUGACGAUCCCCAACUCCUCAACCCCCAGACUUCGAAAAGAAUCUUCUGCUCUGACACCGUGUCUUUGUCCUCUCACCAGCGUGUAAUAUCAAAAACACCCUCUUUAAUUUCUCCAUGGUACAUAAAACAUGUUAAAGUGCCUUCAAAUGGUGUCCAUCUCCUGGACAAAAUGUGAUAAUGUGUCCUCUAGGCUGCCUUCCCUGUGGACAAACAAGACAAAGUGUCGUAAGGGUGCCCCUCUAUUGGGUAAUACUGGGCUAAGUGCCUGGCUGUGCUAUAUUACUGUCCUGCUUUGGAGACACCAACUGCCUAAGUGUAUCUCAAUCCAAACAGACUUAAUACAACUGAACAAUAUUUGAUUUUACGAGAUUGGAAAUGUGAAAUGUCUUUGGUGCAUAGAUUCCGUUGUGAUGUUUUUUAUGUACCUGAAGGGGUAGUGAGGCCAACAGCAGGAUGGGACAAGCCCCCAUGGAGUCUAGACACUGGUGGUGGAAGGAGUAGGAUGAGAUGAGUGGACUUCUGAGGAGCCUGACCCAGUCACCGAUGAGCUGGCAUGGAGAUGGUGAUGUAGGGUGGACUUGUAAGGACCUGGACCCUGGUACAGAUGUGAUGUAAUGGAGGUAGCUAGGGUGGAGGAGGUUGGCAGAGUUUGCACUGAAACUACAGAGGAAAUGCACUCUUGCGUUCUUGUUUGAUUUUUUUUGCCAUGCAAAUGUCUCCGUUAUCAUUUCCAUCUGGUAAAUUUUCAGUUUUGUCCCAUACACCUCCAUCUUUUAAACUAGUGUAUUUUCAGUUUUGUCCCAUACACCUCCAUCUUUUAAACUAGUAUAUUUUCAGUUUUGUCCCAUACACCUCCAUCUUUUAAACUAGUAUAUUUUCAGUUUUGUCCCAUAUACCUCCAUCUUUUAAACUAGUAAAUUUUGAGUUUUGUCCCAUACACCUUAAUCUUUUAAACUAGUAAAUUUUCAGUUUUGUCCCAUACGCCUCCAUCUUUAAACUAGUAAAUUUUCAGUUUUUCCCCAUAAUUCUGAGACUAAAGAAUUUAGCCUCAACAUAUCAGUGUGACUGUUAUCUGUUUUAUUCUGACAGUGUAAACUGUCAAACUGAUUCUGAUCCCCUCAUAUCAGAUCCAGGCCACUUUCAUACAGUAUGUGGUUCUAAAUCAGACCUGAUCUGACCUUUUGGAAUUCACUGGCAGUGUGAACAGCCAAACAAAAGAAUCAGAUCUGAGACAACAUCAGAACUGAGCGUUGAGGCCUGCAGUGUUAACAUAGUCUUCUUUUGUGUGAUUCUUUAUAACUUAGAUGUUUAACCUGACCAUCUUUAAUCCUGAAUUACAUCAAUCAGGCCAAAUGUGACUUUAACUCUCCUGUUUUGUUUUUUUUUUUGUUUGUUUGUUUUUUUCUUUUUGUUUUUUUUGUUUGUUUGUUUGUUUGUUUUUUGUCCUUAAUAUGUUUUUCAGCUUUUUAAUGAUGAAUUUCAAAAUCACGUAUUUAGGGGAGACCAGAGUUUGUCCCUGUUAAUUAGACGGUUCUGUCUGUGGUUAAGCUGAUCCAAAAAUACAUUUGCAAAUAUAGUAGAAAUGUGAUAUUGCUCAUUUAGAGUAGAUUAAGGACAUGUUUUAACAGAGGACAACUACAGUAGAAUCAGGGUGAUUGAGGUGGGACUUUUCUAGAUGGAUGUAGAUGUUCUAUUUAACCAACAAAUGGCAGUCUGUAUCUGAACAGUCCUCUUCUUCUGUUGCUCCAGACUUUUCUCAGACUGCUCCCUUCUCUCUCUACAGCACUGAUGAACAGUAGACUGAAUGACUGAAUGUCAAUACUGGACCUCCUACUUUAAAGGUCCAUCCAUCCAUCUUCUUCCAGUUAUCCUGGGCCGGGUCAUGGGGGCAGUAGGUGAAGCAAGUCCACCCAGACGUCCCUUUACCCAACAACACUUUCCAACUCCUUCUGGGGGAUCCUGAGGAGGAUCCAAAAACUCACUCCCCACCCAGAGGUGGAAGGUUUAAAUACAGCAGCCUUUAACCGCUUUUCAUCAUUUUCCACCCUUUUUGCAUUUUUGUACUUUUAAACUCAUUUUUACCACUUAACGCAUAUUUUUUUUACUGGUUUUGCCCAUUUUUGUCCCUUUACAUUAUUGUAAUUAUUUACGCCUAUUUUAACCUCUCUCUGUAACUUAAUUUUGCCACUUUUUUGCAUUUAUAUAUUUCACCUCUUUUCGCUUCUAUUUUUUGUGGCAUUUAAAAUUAAUUUAUGCCACUUUAAGUUUGUUUUGCCCCUUUCCUCCCACUUUACCAUUUUAACCAAUUUUGCAAACUUCUGCAUUACUGUAACCCUUUUCUGCCUCCUUUAAAUUGAUCCACCACUUUUUUUUUCCAUUCAUGCCACUUUCCACCUUUUUUUGCUGCUCUUGCUGUUUUAACCUAUUUUUACAUCUUCUAACCUCUCCUCAUUAGAUCCUGACUUUGAAGUAGAUGUCACUGAAGUUUACUUUAAAGUCAAUCAAGAUAAAUAAUGUGAUAAAUCCAUGAACGAUGUUUAAUAUAAAAGGGUUAAAUUAUAGAAUUUGCUUGAACUGAGUUUGAAAUUUAAAGAGUAGCUUUUAUGUAAAUCUGAUCGGAGCCUCAGGUACUGUUUAGUACUUAUAAACUGAGCAGAUAUGUUUCUAAAAAUGUGUAAAUUUCGUCAUGCAUCUGUUUGUCAGUCUAUGUAAUUUCCUGUGUUCUGUCAGGAUGUGGCUGACUUAUACAAAAAAAAAAUAACAGCUGUCACAUUAUCACACACAAAAUGGAGAUUACACCUCUCUGCCUUAUGCUCGGUAUGUGAAUUUACUUUUUUUGAUAAUUAACAGUCUCUAUGCUCUCAUAUCUGUCUGCUCUAUUACUAACCAGACUUCCUUAAAGUCUCAGCUGCUCACAAAUCAAAUUCUGAAACACCACCUUGAUAAUUUGAUGCAUUAUGGAUCAUUAAACAAAACUUUUUCUUCCUGGUCUACUUUUUUAUUCAUAGUGAGAACUAUCCGCUUUAUUUCUAAAUAUGAAGAUGCUCUCUAAAGUCUUUAUUUAUCAUCAUUUUAAUCCUGUAAAUAGAAUUGUGUGUAUCAGAUGUAGACCAAUCUGCUUCAGUCUGAGGACAUCGUAACUCAUCAUAAUGUGAAAAAUCACCUCUAUGCCGACGAUACUCAGUUAUACAUCUGUGUUUCCCCUGAUGACCCCACUUCACUCAUGGGUAGUGUUAAUGUCUGGAUGAGCAAGAACUUUCCAAAACAGCAUGAAAAUAAAACUGAAAUUAUUUUAGAAGGAGCCAAAGCAGCAAUUUUUAAUAAACAUUUCAACAUCCCCAAAGUUGUUUUAACACAGAAAAUGCUGAAAUUAUAAUUCCUACCUUUAUUAUCACCUUUUUAGAUUAUUGGAACUCCUUUUUACUGUGUACUACCCAAAAGUGAAUUUUAAAAUCACUGCUUGUUCAGAAUGAGUUUUGACCAGAAGGAUAAAUGUGAAAACAUAACUUUUUAACUUCCCAGUUAUACUUCUCUAUGUAUCAGAAACUCUCUCUCACUGUUUCCCUUUUCAAAGUCUCGAUGACUCACACGGGCUCUAGGGAGAGCUUUCUGUGUUUAUAUCCCAGAACUUUAGGACGUUAAAAUCACAAGCUGUCUGGAUGUUUGAAAGAAAACAAAAAUAUUAAAUACACAUCUUUUUAAUAUGACGUCAUAAACUUUGUGAUAUUUUUGCAGUAUUAUGUGUUUUUCAUCUCCACUGUUUUAUUGCUUUCAUUAUUCGUUUAUUAAUGUUUGCUGUUCAUCCAAACCUUACUUCUUGUUUCAUGGCGAACAAAAGAACUGUCAUGGUGUCAUAGAUUUCCCUCAGUAUUACAUGGAUGUCUUUAGAUUAGUGCUGUCAACAGACUUCGCCUGACCCUGUGACGGUUUCCAAACAGAUUUUGAACCUUCAAACAGUCAACAAAAGGAACAAUUAAAACGCAGCUGAGGGAUAUCCUACAACGGGUACCUCAAAUCACAAAUACAGUGGCACCUUCAAAAACGGUCAAACAUACAUGUAAUGGUGCAUUAGACACCUAUGAGAUAAUACCUAAGACAGCAUUUAAGGCACUGAUCAUCAACUGGAGGCCCAGGGGUCACAUCUGGCCCUCAGAAGAUGUUUAUUCAUAAAAUGUCAUUUUCAAAAAUCCCCACAGCCAUCAAAGGAACCCUAAAAUUAUGUGAGAUUUAAUCAUUUUUUCUGGAUUUGGUUGAUGAUUGAACAGUGUCACAAACCCCGUAAUGCACAUCAUGACAGCCCUACAAAUAUGCAGCUAAAAUAUUUCAAUCGCCCCCUAGUGGCUGGCUGCAGUAGGGAGUGAAUUUACUGCUAAUGCCUAAGGUAAAGUACAUUUCAAAG
Messenger RNA from Cheilinus undulatus (humphead wrasse), 5807 nucleotides. RefSeq names its product butyrophilin-like protein 8. The transcript is spliced from 8 exons. Bases 467 to 1096 code for a protein of 209 amino acids. Gene Ontology annotation, biological process: negative regulation of T cell proliferation; immune response; T cell costimulation. Gene Ontology annotation, cellular component: external side of plasma membrane. NCBI's taxonomy places the organism in Eukaryota, Metazoa, Chordata, Actinopteri, Labriformes, Labridae. The record is from RefSeq and is a predicted model, not a curated record.